This is a messenger RNA of Dendronephthya gigantea, 1484 nucleotides long. RefSeq names its product nuclear receptor subfamily 2 group C member 1-A-like. The coding region runs from base 189 to 1280 and encodes 363 amino acids. The record is from RefSeq and is a predicted model, not a curated record. Gene Ontology annotation, molecular function: zinc ion binding; RNA polymerase II cis-regulatory region sequence-specific DNA binding; nuclear receptor activity. Gene Ontology annotation, biological process: regulation of transcription by RNA polymerase II; anatomical structure development; cell differentiation. The transcript has 3 exons. NCBI's taxonomy places the organism in Eukaryota, Metazoa, Cnidaria, Anthozoa, Malacalcyonacea, Nephtheidae.
UUCAUUCAAUGAGUUUACUCUUACACACGUAUGAGCACUUUUCCGUUCCUACGGUCCUUACCCAUGUGGCGGGAGUAGCAUUAUGAUGGCAAUUUUGGAAUUUUCGUUUUGAUAUAUACUGAUAGUCAGUUUCUAUGACGUUAAAUUAAAGUGUGUUUUUCAGGCUUUUCAGUGAAUUUUGUAAAAAAAUGGCUAUGGCAAAUCUACAGGAGGAAAAAUGUAGUAAGAGUGAAGUCUGUGAAGACUUGCUAGCAUUUACCAGAUCGAGUCAACCAGAACAAGGAAACGUAAGUCAAGAUGUCGUUGAUUUUACCAAGCAAUCAUGCCUAGUUUGUGAUGACAUAGCGACGGGACGGCAUUAUGGUGUUAUUACAUGCGAGGGCUGUAAAGGAUUUUUCAAACGAAGUAUAAGAAAAAAUAUGCGAUACACUUGUCAAGACCGUGGUGAUUGCCCAAUAGAUAGAUCGCAGAGAAAUCGCUGUCGACGAUGCCGACUUAAUAAAUGCUUAAAAAUGGGCAUGAAGAAAAGUGCAGUUCAAGUUGAAAGAUGCCGAGCGACGCUGAACGAUAACCAAUUGACAUCAAUGGUCCCAUUCAAAUCAAAAUUAGCCGAGAAAUGCGACUUUGGCUUUAACAUGGCGUUUCCUGAGGAAAAGAAACUGACAAUGGAAUACGUUUAUGAGCUUGCUACCCGACUUCUUUUCCAUUCAAUAGAUUGGAUUAGAUUUACUCACUCUUUUAAAACCUUAGUUCGUAGUGACCAAGUCAUUCUUCUAAGAAACUCCUGGACUGACAUAUUUUUGCUAAGCUUUGUUCAGUGUGCUAAAGUCUGUCCGUUAGAGGCAACACUGAAUCUCAUGAAGCAGAAUAUAGAGAAUAUGGGCCGUGAACUGAAUGAAACGGACGUGGUUCAAGUUGAACACAUCGAUAAAGUUAAAGACUUGCUUCUAACCUUGGAAAGACAAGAAUUAACAGCAACAGAAUUUGCCUUGUUAAAACUAAUAUGCCUUUUUAACCCUGAUGUUUCAGGUUUGGAUGGUGUACAUGACGUUGAAAGAAUGCAAGAAAUUGCUCAAAGUGAACUUCAAGAAUUUGUCAGAGUGGGCCAUCCAACCAACCAACGACGUUUUGCGAGGAUCUUAUUACGUCUGCCAGCAAUUAAAACAAUCAGCUCAAUGAAAGUUGAAGAGAUGUUCUUUUCUCCACUUAUAGGAGAAGUGAGAAUUGAUCACAUCUUACCAACGAUUUUGAACAACAGUUACAAUGCAACUAAAAACUAGCAUAUAUGGUCAUGGAAACCUGGAUAUUAUUACACAACCUUGGAAACAACCUACUGCAUGUUAAAUUGUAUAUAAUACAACAUGAAAAUUGACAUUAAUUGCUGGGCAAAGUUAAUUGACUUAUAAUUGUGAAACAGAUUGUGUUAAACUGUAUAUAGCUGAUUAAUUGACAUCAAUUUCUGGGUGAAAUAAAGCAAUAAAAUU